Messenger RNA from Cyclocybe aegerita, 798 nucleotides. NCBI's taxonomy places the organism in Eukaryota, Fungi, Basidiomycota, Agaricomycetes, Agaricales, Hemipholiotaceae. The record is from the annotation of a GenBank genome assembly.
AUGCCUUUUCCUGGCCGAAAACCGAAGACAUGCUCACAAGGCGUCCAAGCUGAAGGGGCAGAAACAAGAACCAAGUCGACCCUCGGCAGCUCAAGUCAACCUCACCAGCAAGGUCUAUUCAUCCAGUCAAAGACUGGGCCGGGGACAGCGAAGAUGGUGAAUCUUCUAACGGGUUGGACGCCUGCUAUUGAUUGGUCGCUGUUCAUAGGAUGCUGUGCGACCAUGGCUGGAUGGCUUAUGGGGGCAGACGAAAUCAUCAAGAAUGCUCAUAACAAUCGAGAGAGGGAUGACAGCGAAUCCCGCCUCCUCAGCCGCUACCACGUCGCUCAUGCAAUCAAACGCAUCGACCAUGUCUCCGUAGUCUUUGUUACUGUCGCCGGUGUCUAUACUGUUAUCCGUGGUCCUGGGUCUGCCCGUCAUUUGCAUCGGGCAGUCCUGGUACGGCCAGGUCCCGGUGUGCCUACCGCGCAGAUCGACUUGUACUCCGCCAAUAGGACACGAUCUGGAGUGACGCUCCCUGUGCUGGGAUCGUCUUUAGAGUGCGUGGAAGUGGUGUCCAAACGUCAUUCGCACUAUGAGUAUACGAUAAGCGGGCAGGCACUCGACGGAAAACGGUACAAGUAUCGACUUACGUUCCUCGACCGUGGCGUUGCUGCAGAUGUCAAUGGAAAGCUUGUUCCGUCGCACACGCUGGGGGCAUUGCUGGAGUCUGGCUGGUCAAGAUAUGGUGGACAUAUUUCCUUCAGGACGGUAGAGUUGACGUCCCCAAUUCAAAAGUAUCUCACCAACAGCUACUAG